Molecule: messenger RNA, 1050 nt
Organism: Sphaerodactylus townsendi
Lineage: Eukaryota; Metazoa; Chordata; Lepidosauria; Squamata; Sphaerodactylidae
Product: basic proline-rich protein-like
Exons: 1
Source: RefSeq, a predicted model, not a curated record
CCCCCCCCCCACCCCCCCCCCCCCCCACCCCCCCCCCCCCCCACCCCCCCCCCCCCCCACCCCCCCCCCCCCCCACCCCCCCCCCCCCCCACCCCCCCCCCCCCCCACCCCCCCCCCCCCCCACCCCCCCCCCCCCCCACCCCCCCCCCCCCCCACCCCCCCCCCCCCCCACCCCCCCCCCCCCCCACCCCCCCCCCCCCCCACCCCCCCCCCCCCCCACCCCCCCCCCCCCCCACCCCCCCCCCCCCCCACCCCCCCCCCCCCCCACCCCCCCCCCCCCCCACCCCCCCCCCCCCCCACCCCCCCCCCCCCCCACCCCCCCCCCCCCCCACCCCCCCCCCCCCCCACCCCCCCCCCCCCCCACCCCCCCCCCCCCCCACCCCCCCCCCCCCCCACCCCCCCCCCCCCCCACCCCCCCCCCCCCCCACCCCCCCCCCCCCCCACCCCCCCCCCCCCCCACCCCCCCCCCCCCCCACCCCCCCCCCCCCCCACCCCCCCCCCCCCCCACCCCCCCCCCCCCCCACCCCCCCCCCCCCCCACCCCCCCCCCCCCCCACCCCCCCCCCCCCCCACCCCCCCCCCCCCCCACCCCCCCCCCCCCCCACCCCCCCCCCCCCCCACCCCCCCCCCCCCCCACCCCCCCCCCCCCCCACCCCCCCCCCCCCCCACCCCCCCCCCCCCCCACCCCCCCCCCCCCCCACCCCCCCCCCCCCCCACCCCCCCCCCCCCCCACCCCCCCCCCCCCCCACCCCCCCCCCCCCCCACCCCCCCCCCCCCCCACCCCCCCCCCCCCCCACCCCCCCCCCCCCCCACCCCCCCCCCCCCCCACCCCCCCCCCCCCCCACCCCCCCCCCCCCCCACCCCCCCCCCCCCCCACCCCCCCCCCCCCCCACCCCCCCCCCCCCCCACCCCCCCCCCCCCCCACCCCCCCCCCCCCCCACCCCCCCCCCCCCCCACCCCCCCCCCCCCCCACCCCCCCCCCCCCCCACCCCCCCCCCCCCCCACCCCCCCCCCCCCCCACCCCCCCCCCCCCCCACCCCCCCCCCCCCCC